AUGUCUGGCACGAGGCGAACAAGCAAACCAAUAAAACAGUUUAAAAUAUCGCGCAAAAAACUGAACCGUGCGUUAGAAAAGCUAAAUAACUUGCCGAAAAUAAUUCCCCAUAGUCCAGGAUUUUUUUCCAACUGUAAUACUAAUAUAAUAAAACAACUCAACACCUCCGCGCAUGUGCAACCUAUCUCUUGGAAGCAAAAUUGGUUAAAGCUGUUUGCAACUUCCAUCACAAGCCACGAUUGGGAUACUUUUAUCAAAACCCUCCGUUUAGCGUCUCAAAAUCAUAACAACUGUGGAUUGGAUAACGUUUUACGGAACUGUUUCUUUGGCGUUCUAACACAUCCAAUCUACCGGGAUGAAGAGACAUUACGUUUAUUGCUGUACACUAUUGCACCGUGUCGCAACGAGUAUGAUAUCGAGUUUUGUAUUGAAACUAUCUUGCGGACGUUCGAUGGUAAAUACACCUUUACAUAAUGGAGGACUUUACGACAGCAAAGCAACCAAAACAACCUACCUCGUGGGGCUCAUUGUCCAAAGCUGAUGUAAAAAUCCCGUUCCAUUUUUGUUAGCGCAUACUCCGGAUCUCGGAACUGCAUUGCCAUCGAUAUAUACACUCUCUUUGGCUAUAUUUGGGUCUGAUUUUCGGAGAAUAUAACAAAUAAGCCACCACAACUUUUUCAAUUGUAAGCAAGUACAGUAAAAUUAUAUUUAAAUAUAGAAAUUAUAUAUCCAAUAAUUAUCAUCAGAUUCUAGUAUAAUGUACUUAUAAUACUGGCUAUAACUUAAGAUUUCAGUUCCGAAGUUCUUCCUUCCAAAUGCUGGAGAUUUUGUUGAUUACUUCUCCAAUCAUUCUGACGAAAUGUCGCACCGCAAAUGCUGCAUUUAUGACGAAUGCGCCCUUCUUUGUUAUAUCAUAUGGCUUUAGCA
Molecule: messenger RNA, 927 nt
Organism: Anopheles moucheti
Lineage: Eukaryota; Metazoa; Arthropoda; Insecta; Diptera; Culicidae
Exons: 2
Coding region: 1-474 (157 amino acids)
Source: RefSeq, a predicted model, not a curated record